Messenger RNA from Coprinopsis cinerea okayama7#130, 2610 nucleotides. RefSeq lists its product as hypothetical. Gene Ontology annotation, cellular component: GARP complex. NCBI's taxonomy places the organism in Eukaryota, Fungi, Basidiomycota, Agaricomycetes, Agaricales, Psathyrellaceae. Bases 1 to 2610 code for a protein of 869 amino acids. Gene Ontology annotation, biological process: retrograde transport, endosome to Golgi. The record is from RefSeq and is a predicted model, not a curated record. The transcript has 14 exons.
AUGGAUUUACCGCAAGAAGUCGUACUCGCCAUUCAGAGGAUCCUAGAUGCCAGACCUACAACGGACGACCCGUUCGAUGGUCUCGUGGAGGAGUUUAGCACCGUCUCCAUCCUCAAUGAGUUCUUCCCCGAUGAGGCAUCACUAGGAAAGCUAGACGAAGUCAACGCCCAACUCGCAGAAACGCAGAAACAAAUCCAAGCCGAAAUCGACACUCUCCAAGCUGAACUGCGUACGAACCAGGAUCCUGAACGGAUGUCUGUAAUCCAGGAAAUGAUUUCUGAUUUGUUAGGGCAAAUGUCGAAGAUUCGGGAGAAGGCGACGGAGAGCGAGGCUGUGGUUAGGAAUAUCACCAAGGACAUCCAAGUAUUGGAUUUGGCGAAGAAGAAUUUGAUUAUGAGUAUGACGAUGUUGAAGAGGUUGCAGAUGUUGGUGAACGCGUUGACCCAGCUCGAGGACUUGAUCAAGGAGCGAAAGUACGCUGAUGUCGCGCAGACGUUGUCCGCAGUCAAGCAACUCUCAGAGACGUUCAAAUCAUACACUUCAGUCCCCAGAAUCGCGCGCUUGUGGAAGCGCAUCCACGAUAUCCAGGGCCAACUCAGAAGCCAACUCGAGGAGGACUUUGAUUCAUUCUUCAUCCAAGAUACCGCCAAACCCGUCCGGCCCUCUCUAAUCGCCGAAGGCUGCCAAGUCGUCGACGUCCUCGGCCCAGAAGUCCGCUCCCACAUCAUCGACCGCUUCGUCGCCCUCGAACUCAAGGAAUACCGCCGCAUCUUCCGCACCAACGACGAAGCCGGGCAACUCGACAACCUCUCCCGGCGCUACGCAUGGUUCCGGAGGUUACUCAGUACUUUUGAAGUCGAGCAAGGGAGGGUAUUCCCGUCGGAUUGGAAGGUUGGAUGGCACUUGUUGGCCAAAUUUGCAGAGAUUACGAGGGACCAUGUUACGACUCUUUUGACCAAGAUUGGUCCGUCGUUGACGGUGAAGGCGUUGUUGGAGAAUAUUCAGAUUACGGCUGAAUUUGAGGCUUCGAUGGCGAGGAAGUGGGCUACGUCGUUCCAAGAAAUGCUAAAGGCGACCGACGCAAGCCAUUCGCAGCCAGGGAAGACCAUCACAUCCGCGUUCGAAUCUCAUAUGAACAUCUUUGUUGACGCUCAGGACAAAGCCCUCUCUGAUAUGCUUGCACCUCAUCGAAAGAACAACAAAGCCGCCUACAAACCUCCUGUGCGAACCUCGUUGGACACAGGCGAAGAGGAGGCCAAGGAGUCGGAGGAGAGUAUGGUAGUCCUCCCCUCGUCCACAGAAUUGUUCUACUUCUACGGACAGAGUUUGGAGCAAUGCGCUAGCCUGUCCACUGCCCAACCCUUAUUUGACUUGGCCAAUGUCCACAAGAAGUGGUUGAGGAUAUAUGCAGAGGAGGUUCUGGCUAUCAGUUCGAAACGGCCUGUGGCUACGUCCACGCGCAAGUCGCUUGAAACUAGGGUCGAUGUUGAGCUGCUCAAGCAGACCUGUCUCGUUAUCAAUACGGCUGAUUAUUGCCAAACCACUGCACUUGAGCUCGAGGAGAAGAUCAAGGAGAAGAUCGACGCGGAUUGGAAGGAGAAAGUCAGUUUCCAAGCAGAGAGGGAUUUGUUCGUGAGCACUAUUUCAACCGCUAUUGGCGUCCAACUGCGCGAGUUCGAGGUGGCGUGUGACCCGCCAUUCAUCACUCUGGGUCGGACAUCUUGGUCGUCAUUGAACCAAGUCACUGGCCAGUCGCCCUAUACGGACGAGUUUGUGAAAGCCGCUGAGCAGGUUGUGGAGCUCAUCAAACCUUUGGUCGAGCAGAAGAAGUAUAUGCGGAAUUUCCUUGACAAGGCGUGCAGCCUUAUCUUGGUCAAAUUCACCAACGCGCUCGUUCGAAGCCGGCCUCUGAAGGAGAUUGGCGCUGAGCAGCUCCUGAUAGAUUUACAAACCCUCAAAGCGUAUCUCACGAAAAUGCCUGGUGAAGCGUUAAUUACGAACACCCUCGGUUGCUUCCUUUACAAUUUGUUGUCGUCCGAGAGUUCGGAAUUUUCUCAUAAGAGUUUGGUGGAUGACAGGUAUACCCGUGCCUUGGCAAAGACGACUUCGAGACUGGAAGCGCUGUUGAAAGUUAUUGUGACGCCCGAGGACCCUCCAGAAGGUUUUGUUCUCAACUACACACUCCUUAUUGGAGAUGCUUCUUUCACCAACUUCCAAAAGAUCCUCGACUUGAAAGGCACACCCAAAGCAGCACAGAAAAACCUCUUUGACUCGUUCGAAGUCAUCACCAGCACGAAAACCGAUUUGGAGAGUACGUCUUUCCUCUCCUCGCUGGACAUGGACCCUCCGACUACAGCGCAUGUGGGCGGGAGUUUGUUGAGUCCUGGAGGGAGUCGGUUGGCGUCUGGAGGGGAGAGUAUGUUUGCGGGGCUGGGAGCUGGGCCGGGGCCUAGUGGGCCGUCGACGGGUUCGAGUGGUGUGGGUGAUGGAGGGGUUGGUGGGGGAGGUGGUGGUGGUGGUGGGAGGCCGGCUGGGGAUACGAAGCAGGUGUUUUCGGAUUUCAGGCGGUUUGUUAGUUUUGGGUUGAGGAAGGAUUCUGUGGCUCCUUAG